This is a messenger RNA of Toxotes jaculatrix (banded archerfish), 1245 nucleotides long. It is a transcript of the gene tnnt3a, whose product is annotated as troponin T type 3a (skeletal, fast). Gene Ontology annotation, cellular component: troponin complex. Gene Ontology annotation, biological process: sarcomere organization; regulation of muscle contraction; muscle contraction. The record is from RefSeq and is a predicted model, not a curated record. The transcript has 14 exons. The coding region runs from base 111 to 965 and encodes 284 amino acids. Gene Ontology annotation, molecular function: troponin C binding; troponin I binding; tropomyosin binding. NCBI's taxonomy places the organism in Eukaryota, Metazoa, Chordata, Actinopteri, Toxotidae.
ACAGAAGGACAUAAUCAGCGCGGUAAGUUUGCAGAACCUUACAGCCUGUCUCGGCCAGCAGGGAGCUCGCUUCUUUCAGCUUUUCUGAGGUUGCAAAGUCCACUGUCACCAUGUCUGACACAGAGGAAGUUGAACAGGUCGAGGCUGUAGAAGAGGAGGUAGUAGAGGAAGUAGAGGUGGCCCCUGAGGCGGCCCCAGAGCCAGAGGCAGAACCAGAACCAGAGCCAGAGCCAGAACCAGAACCAGAACCAGUGGUAGAACCAGAGCCUGAGCCUGAGCCUGAGCCUGAAGAGGCUGUUGAAGAGGAAGAGGAGAAGCCAAAGUUCAAGCCCAGCGCUCCAAAGAUCCCAGAUGGUGAGAAAGUGGACUUUGAUGACAUCCAGAAGAAACGUCAGAACAAGGAUCUGAUCGAGCUGCAGGCCCUCAUCGAUGCUCACUUUGAGUGCAGGAAGAAGGAGGAGGAGGAGCUGAUUGCUCUCAAGGAGAGGAUUGAGAAGCGUCGUGCUGAGAGGGCCGAGCAGCAGAGGGUUCGCGCUGAGAAGGAAAAGGAGCGCCAGGCCAGACGUGAGGAGGAGAGGCGGAUCAAGGAGGAGGCUGAUGCCAAGAAGAAGGCAGAUGAGGAGGCCAAGAAGAAGUCGGCUCUGUCCAGCAUGGGCUCCAACUACAGCAGUCACCUGCAGAGAGCUGACCAGAAGAGAGGAGGAAAGAAAGAGACUGAGAGAGAGAAGAAGAAGAAGAUCCUGGCCGCCAGGCGCAAGCAGCUCAACAUCGACCAUCUGAACGAGGACAAGCUGAAGGAUAAGAUCAAUGAGCUUCAUGAAUGGAUGUGCCAGCUGGAGUCUGAGAAGUUCGACCACAUGGAGAGACUGAAGAGGCAGAAGUAUGAGGUUACAACCCUGCGUAAGAGAGUGGAGGAGCUCAGUAAAUUCAGCAAGAAGGGAGCCGCCGCCCGCCGCAGAAAGUAGACUGGCAGGCCUCGCCGCUGCUCAGAAACCAAACUGCAAUCGUCUCGGACACACGCCUGAUGAAGCAACGCCCACUGUGGCGAAGGUCGUAGCUCAGAAGAAGCAAUUAACGCUGAGGUUUACCCUGCGGUUUCCAACCCACAUCCUGAUACAUGCAACCAGGAGCCUUUAGCUGCUGUUCAAUAGGAAUAAAAACUACUAAAACUGAUUCGCCAUCACGCUUCCUCACCCUCGACUGUUUGGUUCUCAGUAUUUUUGUAAAUAAAGUGUGACUCUUCAA